This is a messenger RNA of Nannizzia gypsea CBS 118893, 2112 nucleotides long. RefSeq names its product FunK1 protein kinase. Gene Ontology annotation, molecular function: protein kinase activity; ATP binding. The record is from RefSeq and is a predicted model, not a curated record. Lineage: Eukaryota; Fungi; Ascomycota; Eurotiomycetes; Onygenales; Arthrodermataceae. The coding region runs from base 1 to 2112 and encodes 703 amino acids. Gene Ontology annotation, biological process: protein phosphorylation. The transcript is spliced from 5 exons.
AUGCUUAUGGCUACGCGACCUGCUGCAGAUGCAGAGAAGGUCUACGACUCCGAUAAUGCUGCCUCUGACAGUCUCAAUCUCUAUAGAGGUGCAAUAACAAAACUUGUCUCUGCACUACUGGCAACUGAUGCAGCAUCAAAUCUUUCGUCACAGAUAAACGAUCAAACAGUGGAUCUGGACCUGGCAUCCUUAUAUACGCAACUCCGGAAAGGGAAGGGAAGCUUCAACUACAGUCCCUAUCGAGCCCUGGUACGCCUAGUGGUUCAAAAGGCUCCUUGGAGAUCGACGUUGUCCUCCCGGCGCGGUAACGAGCAAACUCGCAAGCUGGUGGAAGAGAGGAUCUUUGGCGAGAUCAAGUCAUGCACACACAAAGAUGUUGGGGGAUUUGAUGCGAAGUAUUUCCGAAAUACAAGUUGGGAAGAGAAGUUCAUCGAUAUCUAUAAGAAGAUACGGAAGCAAGACGAUACUGGACUAUCGGAUUUCCCCGAUCCGCCAAUUCAAGAUGAUGUUCUAGAUUGGUGGUUCCGAUUACAGGACACCUUCUUGAUGGAAACCCGUGGGAUAUAUUACUCUACUGAAGGCAAAAAGAGCAUCAAAGACUCUGAUGCUGACCGCCAGGUAGACGUGCUGAUGAGGGUGCGAACUGGUGAGAACGCUGUGCCAACACAUAGCUGGAAGGAUAUACGCGUUGUCGGCGAACUUAAGCAGUCAAACUACGACAAGAAAGGAACGCUCCUUCAGAUAGAGCGCUCUGACUCCUUUGAUAUCUGUGACGAGCCCGAACGGUUCUUCUGUGCAAUUAUCGGAUACACGCUGAUGAGCGAUGAUGAGCUGGGUCUAGAUACAUUCACCACGCUACACAACGACGGGACGCGAACUGUCUCCGUCGAGGAUCUUGACACUGGUGAGAAGGAGCCGCUGCGACUAGAAUCGAUGCCCUUAUCAGUUCAGCUGGCGGUGGUCUGCCGCGGAACGUGCUGCUAUCGAACCAAAAAAUAUGCUGCUUCUAAGUCACAGGAUGCUGUCAAAUUCUCCUGGACUUCUGCCCGACGACAACCCGAGGUGAAUCUUCUUCGAUUAGCGCGUCAACGCGAGGUAGAGGGUGUGGCCAGGGUGAUCAGAUACAGAUCCAUCACAAGCAUUGCAGAAUUGCGCGAAGGCCUUGAAUAUUUAAGAAACACCACCAAGCACGUCGUCCUCUUCCCAACUUCAGCCACAGCUCCAGCGGUCCAAAUCGUCCACGAAGCUCCAGGGCUUAAGCAUCGCCAAAGGUUCAUCUUCAGGCUCAGGCUCCUCGAGGAAGAGAAAGCACUCUACUCAAUCUGCAGCCAAAUCUCUCAAACGUUCAAGGUCGAGCAACCUUCGCAGUCUCUGUGGAGGAGACUCAGAAAGCCAGUCUUUACUCCACAUGGAGAUGGCCCCUUCGAAAAUCGAGUCCUGCGCUGCUUGGUGAUAUCCCCGGCCGGCAAAGCAAUCCAUCAGUUUGAUUCUCUCGAAGAAUUGCUCCUAGCACUCCGUGAUGCGAUCAAAGCGCAUCAUUCUCUGUACAUCAAGGAGAAAAUCUUACACAGAGAUAUAUCAGAGAAUAACAUCAUCAUCACCGAUCCUAGUAUCACCAAUGGCUACUCAGGCAUGCUGAUUGACCUUGAUCUCGCGAAGGAGCUCGAUAGUGGGAGAACUGGUGCUCGCCACCAAACAGGCACGAUGGAGUUCAUGGCGAUCGAAGUGCUACGUAAUAUCGAUCAUACCUAUCGCCACGAUCUUGAAUCGUUUUUCUAUGUGCUCAUCUGGCAGUGUGCCCGAAGUAGCUGGAAGCGCUUAGGCUCCCUGAAAGACAUGCCGAAGGAGAGCCUGCUAAGAAAAUGGUAUACAGGGAGCUUCGAGGAUAUUGCUAAUGCAAAGGCCGGCCGUAUGGGUGCUAAAGGUUUCGAGUAUUUGCUGUUGGAAUUUCCACCUGAAUUGGAGGAUGUGAAGCCGCUCUGCAGAGAGCUGCGGCAGAUAUUAUUUCGAUUUCAUCAAGGUGAUAUUCUCACCGGAACGCCGGUCAGGUCGGAAACGCUAUAUGAUCCAAUUAUCAACGCGUUCAACGAGGCAAUCCAAGACUUAGAAUAA